AUGGUCCCCAAGCGCAAGAGAGUCCUCGAGGACUUUGACCCCAACAAGUCCGACUCCGACGACGAGAACUUUGACCCCUCCGUCGCCGGGCCACCGCGAAAGAGUUCAAAGAAGAGCGGUCGCUCUAGGAGUGGAAAGCCGAGUCGCCGACGUGGGAAUCGCUAUCGGGGAUCCGACAUCGAUGACGAUGACGACGAACUCUCCGAUAGCCAGGAGGAUGACUUCCUCGACGAUGAUGACGAAGAUGAAGAAGACGAGGAUGCUCCCGUAAACGCCGCCGGUCGACGUGCCCGGAAAGCUGCUGUCAAGCAUCAGAGCUACAGAGAAAGCAGCGAGGAGGCAGCCGAGACUGGCGACGAUACUGACAAGCCUGAUGACGCUAAGGACGAUGUUGAUGCUGAUGUCGAUGCCGAGGCCGAAGAUGUAAAGGAAGUCGAAAAGGAGCCCGAGGAGGAACCUGCAAGACCAACCAGGAGCAGAGUCGUGAAGCUUAGAGUGCAGAAGGGUCAACUGCCCACUGUCACACGCCGGACAACUAGAGCCCACACGGAAGAGGCAGAAGAGUUCCUGGAACUCUCCAACUCUGGCAAGCACGCCGUUCCCUCGCGAAGCUCACGGAGUCGAAGCCCGGAAACAUUUGCCCGGAACACAAGGGCCUCACGAGCCAUGAAGACGCCUAAGAACGCCCCAGAGACUAUCCCAGAAGCUACUCAAGAGAGCGGCUCUCGAGAAAUCAAUGACGCCGACCAGCCUGAUGAACUUUCCCAAGACCCUGAGGAGAUUCAGAAGAAGGAGGACAAGGAUGAAGAAAUGCAGGAUGUUGUCCAAACCGAUGUCGUCGAAGAGGAUGCCCCUGGAGAAGAUGCCCCUGUGCAAACGGUGGAGGAAGACGACGACGAGGACGACGUACCCAUCACUCGCAGAACUCGAGGCGCUCGCGCAAAUGCCUCAGAACAACCAGAGGAAGCCGAAUCUGAUGCUGGACCCAGAAAGUCGCGUCGCCUGACCCGAAAGUCCAGCAAGAAGUCUCAUGAGCCUAGUAGCGACUUUGAACCUGGCGAUGAUUCGGAAGAUGCGGCUGCCUCCGGUUCGGAAAAGGCCCACGACGAUGAUGACGUCGACAGCCCAGCCCCUCGAGGUCGACGAGCACGACCUGCCAGAGGUUCGCGUCAAGGCGGUGAUUCUGGCGACGAAGAGCCCGAGUUUGAUCUUGACGAACUCAACGAGGAGGCACGCGAGUUGCGACAGGAUUCUCGUUCGCGCCGGCGCCCAAGAAAGGAGUCACCUAUCGUCUACCAGGAAAACACCCGAAGAUCCAGAGCCCGAGUCAACUACUACAUGCCUCCCCUGACCUCGGUUAACAUUGAGGAGGAAGAGGCCGAAGCCGCACCCGCACCCGCGCGUGCACGACGAGGUCGUGGUGGCGCUAGCCAGGGCUGGGAGCGUAACCUCAACACCACAUUCGGUCCCUUCGGAGGCGGCGGCGGCGGCGGUUCACUUCUUAAUGGGCCUUGGGGCACAGGCGCAGCUGGCGGUGUCGACUCGGAUAGCAGUGACGAUGAGAUGAUGCAUCGUUCUAGCGUCGCUGGCAACGUUGGCAUGACCCCGACAUCUGCGGGCCCUGCCGGCGGCCUGCUUCCUGGCGCACCAGGCCUCAACAUUGAUGGGGUCGGAGCAACUCCUAAUGUUGGCAAGAUCAAGGACCGUAAGGCCCUUGCUGAUGCUGACCCCCUUGGAGUUGAUAUGAAUGUCGACUUCAGCAAGGUUGGUGGUCUGCAAGGUCAUAUCGACCAGCUGAAGGAGAUGGUUCAACUUCCCCUGCUCUAUCCUGAACUGUUCACCAGAUUCCACGUCACUCCACCAAGAGGUGUACUGUUUCACGGUCCACCAGGUACUGGUAAAACAUUGCUCGCCCGAGCCUUGGCCAACUCGGUGGGCUCUGGCGGCCGAAAGAUCUCGUUCUACAUGCGCAAGGGUGCCGAUGCCCUGAGCAAGUGGGUUGGUGAAGCCGAGAAGCAGCUCCGAUUGCUUUUCGAGGAGGCAAGGAGAACCCAACCUAGUAUCAUCUUCUUUGAUGAAAUCGAUGGUCUGGCGCCUGUCCGAUCCAGCAAGCAGGAACAGAUUCACGCCUCCAUUGUCUCGACACUCCUGGCUCUGAUGGAUGGCAUGGACGGCCGUGGCCAAGUCAUUGUCAUUGGUGCAACCAACCGCCCCGACAACAUUGAUCCUGCACUCCGUCGACCAGGCCGUUUCGAUCGAGAAUUCUACUUCCCCCUGCCGGACAUUGAAGGACGAAAGUCGAUUCUCAACAUCCACACUGCGGACUGGGGCCUGUCGGAGCAAUUCAAGGACUCACUGGCUGAGAACACCAAGGGCUACGGUGGUGCUGAUUUGCGAGCCCUUUGCACAGAAGCUGCUCUCAACUCCAUUCAACGGACAUACCCCCAGAUCUACAAUUCCAAAGAGAAGCUGGUGGUCAACCCUGAGAAGAUCAGCGUCCACGCAACGGACUUUAUGCUGUCUAUCAAGAAACUGAUUCCCUCAUCUGAGCGGUCAGCAACCUCGGGCGCCCGACCUCUUCCCAAGUCGAUAGAUCCGCUGUUGCGCAAGCAAUUGGCGGAGGCUAAACGCGCCCUGGACGGACUGCUACCUCGUAAGAAGAAGAUGACAGCACUGGAAGAGGCCAUGUAUGAGCAGUUCGAAGAUGACGAUCACGGUUUUGGCCGAGAGGCGAUGCACCAGGAGUUUGAGCGAUCUCGAGUAUUCCGUCCCCGCUUCAUCAUUCACGGACAGCAUGGAAUGGGCCAGACUUACCUCUCCUCCGCCAUCUUGCACUACUUCGAGGGCGUUCAUGUGCAGAACUUUGACCUCCCCAGCAUAUUGGGUGAUGGAAGGGCCAUGGAGCAAGUCAUUGUCGGACUCUUUACGGAAGUUAGACGACACAAGCCCAGCGUCAUCUACAUCCCCAACAUCGAGGCCUGGUAUCUCGCGCUGCAGGGCACGAUUGCUCUCACAACAUUCAAGACCAUGCUGCGAUCUAUCCCUCCCACUGACCCGGUUCUUCUUCUUGCUACGGCAGAGGGCGAUAAAGACGACCUCCCCGCUGAACUUUUCCGGGACUUUUUCGGAUUCUCCAAGAAGAACCAGAUGAAGAUCUCGAAGCCUGAUGCGAUGGCUCGAAUGGAGUACUUCAGCUUGACUGUCAACUACGUCAAGAAGAAGCCAGCCGAGUUCCCCGAUCCUGCUAAUCGUAAAAAGAGAGUACUUGAGGAGCUCCCUGUUGCUCCUCCGGUUCAGCCUCCUCCUCCUACCAAGGCUGAAAUGAAGGCAGCGCAGAAGAAGGAUCACCAACUUCUUAACGCCCUGAAAAUUCAGCUGCAGCCCAUCAUGGACCAGAUCAACAGGAAGUACAAGAAGUUCAGGCAGCCUGUCAUCCCUCCAGCCCAGAUCGAGUACCUGUUUCUUGAGUCGGAUCCCAACUACGUGCGGCCUGACGUUGAAGGCGUCCAGACGCGACCCUUUGAGAUUGUCAAGGACAAGCAUGGCAAUGACGUUCUGAGAGACACUGCAACUGGCAAAUGUUACUACAAUCUCGAAACGACAACCAUCGAGGAACGUCUCUCGAACGGGUUUUACACUCGGCCAAAGGAUUUCCUUUUCGACAUUAAGGCACUCGCAAAGGACGCCAAGAAUAUUGGAGACAAAGAACGAACCCUCAAGGCCAACGAACUUCUCAGCAAUGUCGAGGUUGAUGUCGCUAGUAUCGAGAAUCAAACCUCGCAGAUUGACUGGGAAGGGCUUUACCGACGUCAAGUCCAGCGAGCCAAGGACGCUGCCGAGAAGGAACGGAAGAGAAAGGCAAUGCAAUCGCUCGUGGACCGUGUUCAAUCUGAUCUCGGGGGUGGCAACGACAGUGACUCGCAGGGUCCAGUUACCUUGGGAGAGACAGUACCUGGAUCGCGGACAAUGGCCAGAUUCCAAGUGAGAAGUCCGCUGUCAAACGGCCACGGUCUCUCAGGCCAGGACUCGCAUCCCCUCAGCAAUGGCACAGCUCAUCCUUCUGGCGAUGACGUUCAGAUGAGUGGAGUCGACGACGACACACAGGCUAUUUCUCAGAUGGGACCUCCACCCAAAUCUCACGAACACCUCAGUCUGGCACACACGGGAGUGACACAGAUCUCGCAAAAGUCAGCCGUGACGUCCCUACCACCCGGAGUUUCGCCUUCAGCAGUGAUCAAUGAGGCCUCGACAACUAAGACAUCAGACCCCUCUGAUCAUCGGUCAUCGAACUUUAGCACCCAGAUGACCAAUGGCACUCAUGCUGAGAACAGAGGUGGUGGCGAGGAUGACACUACUGAACUCGAUAUCCCAGACACUCUUUUGGUACCGGGCCAGAACGAGUCCUGGAUGCACUCUCAAGCCCAGCAGGCGGCAGCAACAGGCAACGCCUUGCCAGGGUCUAAUCUGUCAGGCAGUCCGCCUUCGCAGCGCACGUCUGGCUUUAAGGCUCACAGCGUGGGCGGAAUGGCGCACAUCCUGAACGACCAGAACUCUGAUGAUCAUUCCAUCCGCAACUCGGGCUCGUCCGGUUCUGCUUCUCAGCCGCUCACAGCCGACGAGGUGGAAACGUUCCUGCACAACGUGACAAACAUGACGAGCGGCUGCACCAUCGAGCAGCUGGAACAGAUCAACCGUGAGCUCAUGGACGAGAUUUGGCGCACAAGGCACGAGUGGAACCGCAGCAGGGUCAUCGGAUUCGUCACGUCGGUGUUCAACGACACCAUGCGGGACAUUGACAGCAUGCAGGAAGUUGCUCCGCCCAGCCAACGGCAGAGCUUUUGA
Fusarium keratoplasticum is the source of this 4842-nucleotide messenger RNA. Its product is annotated as AAA domain-containing protein. The transcript is spliced from 3 exons. Gene Ontology annotation, cellular component: nucleus. The record is from RefSeq and is a predicted model, not a curated record. Bases 1 to 4842 code for a protein of 1613 amino acids. Lineage: Eukaryota; Fungi; Ascomycota; Sordariomycetes; Hypocreales; Nectriaceae. Gene Ontology annotation, molecular function: histone binding; chromatin binding; ATP hydrolysis activity. Gene Ontology annotation, biological process: positive regulation of transcription by RNA polymerase II.